Molecule: messenger RNA, 2145 nt
Organism: Rhincodon typus (whale shark)
Lineage: Eukaryota; Metazoa; Chordata; Chondrichthyes; Orectolobiformes; Rhincodontidae
Gene: med29
Product: mediator complex subunit 29
Exons: 4
Coding region: 36-653 (205 amino acids)
Biological process (GO): regulation of transcription by RNA polymerase II
Cellular component (GO): mediator complex
Molecular function (GO): transcription coregulator activity; transcription factor binding
Source: RefSeq, a predicted model, not a curated record
ACGCUGGCGGCGGGAUCCCGGUACCUGCGGGCAAGAUGGCGGCGCCGCUGAACCAGCAGCAACAGCAACAGCAACAACAGCAACAACAACAACUGGCGGCCGCUCAGGCCCAGCAACAGCAGCAACAGCAACAGCAGCUAGUCCAGGCCCAGCAGCUGGCUGCAGCCCAGGCUCAGGCCGGUCAGCCGGCGCUCACACAACAGCAGCAACAACAACAGCAACAGGCCCAGCAACAGGACGACCCAGUGGCUAAAUUUAAGCUCCUGAUUCCACAGCUGAAGGACUCUCUGCAGAAUCUCAUGAGGAUUGCAGCUCUGAACUUGUCCCAAAACACAACCAUUGACAAUGGACAGAAGAGCAAUGACACAGCCCUGCAAAGGUUUGAUAAGAGUUUAGAAGAGUUUUAUGCUCUUUGUGACCAGGUAGAGCUGUGCCUGAGACUGGCAUUCGAGUGCCUUUCCCAGAGCAUCGACAGUUCCAAACAUUCGCCUAACUUGGUUCCCACAGCGACCAAGCCGGACACUGUGCAGACAGAGAGCCAGUCGUACACUCAGUACCUCAGCAUGAUCAAGUCGCAAAUCUCCUGUGCCAAGGACAUUCACAAUGCCCUGCUGGAGUGCUCUAAGCGGAUAGCCAGCAAGGGCCAAAUCUGAACAGCUCUGGGGUGCCUGCAUUCCCAUUUGGCAUUUAUCCUUGAAUGUGCGAUUCCAGGAUCAGGACUCAAACUGCCUCAAGGUCUCGUGUCUCCUGGUGCUUUCAGACAAGGUCGUUAUGGGGGCGGGGAGGGAGGGCGGGCGUAACCUCUGACAGGUUCAGGGUGCAUUCUGUCUCAGUUCCUCAAUCCUGUUUGUUUUGUGUGACCGAGAGACUCUAUUCCUGUUUGUUGAAGUGUGGUUGGGGUGGGAGAGGGGUGGGUAAGGUGUACGUGAGGAGCUAGGAGAUUGCUUGCAGUAAGCAGCAGUUCCGUCACCUGCAUUCCAUCUAAUCUAUGAAUGUGCACAUUUGUCCUCUUAACUACUUUCAGCAGCACGUUCUGAAACAGAAAAAUACAACUCCUGAAGAAUUAUCACAAAGACUUGCACUUGGCUGGGCUGAGGGAGCAGGGCACCUGAGAGAGGAUGGCAGCUGACACUGAAAUUCAGUUCAACUGAAAUUUAAUCCUUCCCUGAAAGAAGGGCUGGCAGCUCAGACUAUUCAGUCCUUCUACUCUGUUCCAUCAUUCAAUUUGAAACUAAUUGGUACCUUAACUCCUUUGAUCUAUAACCAUCCUUAACCCUCCUUUAUCUUGACAAAAAUCUUCGGAACUCAACCUUGAGUGUUUGAGUUGAUUCCCAACAUCCACAAUUCUUCAGGGAAUUGAGUUCCUGAUUUCCACAUGUCCUAAAAAGUUUGCUAACUUUGCCCCAGAGGGGCAUCCCUCUAAUUUUUAAGCUUUAAGCCCCUUUGUUGUGAUGUCCCCUCACCGGAGGAAUUAAUUGAUCCUACAAAAUGAUUUUAUAAUUUCGAAUCCCUUGCUUAAACUACCCGCUCUGUUUUUUAAAACUGAAGUGAAUGUGGGUGUAGUUUAUGCAGUAUAUCCUCAUGGUUUAUCCCUUUCAGGUCCAGCAUCAUUCUGGUGCUGCUGACUCUUGCUGGAUCGCACUAUCGGGAUGCCUUGCCUGGAGUGGGGGGCGCUGAUCCAUGUGGCUCAGCUGGUCACUGGACCAGCACACACACCCAUUCGCAGUCACCUCAUAUUUCCCUACCUCCCCUUAGUAUAGCCAUUGACAUGUGACGAUCUUCCCCAGCUGUGAAAUUAUUGCAGCAUAGGUGAGGAAUUCAGCAGCUGGUGCUAUGGCCACUUUGGAGUUAACCCCUAAUCUGUUAUUGAGGUGCACUCAGACCUGGCUGAUUCCCUCCCAGGACCCGCAAGAGGGAUCAACUCCCCUCUGGAAUAAAAGCCAGUUGAAGUUUGUCACAGUGCAGUUAGCAAGGAUAGAUACCGGGCUUAUUUCUUGAGCUCUUUAAAUAAAAUGUACAAUUAAUGUGAGCAUUUCUAUAGAGUGGCAUGUUUACAUCUCACACCUUGAUGGUAUUUGUGCAGUUUACUCAUGACAAACAUUUCAUACAAUAAAGGAUCAUUUGAAAGAUGUAUAUAGCUAAUGA